AUGACUGUGUCGCCAUGCUACCUGUACUUCUGCCCCUUUGGUGCCGUCUGCCAGGUGGACGCCAACAACCAACGCGUCUGCUCCUGUCAGCACCGCUGCAGCGAUAUAUUCACUCCCGUCUGCGGGACGGACGGCGCCACCUACGUCAACCCGUGCAUGCUGUCAAGGACGGCGUGUUUGCGCGGCAAGAAUAUACAAGUCAAGCACCAGGGCGCAUGUGGUGUCCGAGACCCGUGCGAGGGCUGGAUCUGCAAGUUCGGUGCCGAGUGCAUGUCUUCGAUGGACGGGCAGAUGGCACGGUGCCAGUGCCCGGCAGAGUGCCCGUCCUACGGCGACAGCGUCGGCAGCAAGCCGGUGUGCGGCAACGACGGCAACGACUACGCCAACAUGUGUGAGCUGAGGAAGACGGCAUGUCUGAGGAUGGAGGACAUUCGGGUCAAGUACUACGGCAAAUGUGACCCGUGUGAAGGUCACGUCUGCGAGUCACCCAAGAUCUGCCAGAUCAACGCCCAGCGAGAACCCGAGUGCCGCUGUAGCUUCGUCUGCCCCAGCGAGCUGAGCCUCGUCUGCGGGACUGACGGCCGAACCUACAGCAACCAGUGCCUUCUGAGGAAGCAGGCUUGCAAGUCCCGCAAGGAGAUUCGUAUGUUCUAUGCCGGCAAAUGCAGCCCAGGAUUAACCAUCAUUAAAGGCACUGUAAGAGAUGAGUAUAAUAAUAUUGAUCAUGAGAAUAAUCCUUGCAGCCAGGUUCAGUGUGGCCCCGAGGAGGAAUGCACGGUUGACAGAUCAGGGCGACCGACGUGCGUGUGCCCGCCCCCGUGCGAACCCGUGCUGCGGAGGGUGUGCGGCAACGACAGCACCACCUACGACAACGAAUGCGAGCUCAGGAGAGCCUCGUGUUUGGAGAAGGUGCCCAUUAGCGUCAGGCAUCCGGGGCCUUGUGGAUUUGAUACAAUCUGCCAUGAUUUGAACUGCCGUUAUGGGUCUGAAUGUAAAGUUGUGAAUGGCAAACCAAAGUGUGUUUGUCCCCAGUGUACAGAAGAAUUUAAACCUGUCUGUGGUGACAACAGUAUAACCUAUGGGAAUGAGUGCAAGUUGCGGCAAGAAAACUGUCAAAGAGAGGAACAUGUUAAGAUCAAGAAGGAAGGUUCAUGUGAUGAUGGGUGUGGCAAGGAGAAAUGUGAAUUUUAUGCAGUUUGUGAAACAAUCCACGGAGAACCCAGAUGUGUGUGUCCGCAGCUCUGUAACAAGGAAUUAUUUGACCCUGUGUGUGGUAACGAUGGGAUCACAUAUGACAGCGAAUGUCAUCUUCGAGUUGAAGGGUGUCAGCGAAAAAAAUUGUUAACCAUAGCAUCCAGAGGCACUUGUGAUAAAUGUAAAGAUGUGAAAUGUGAAAACUACGCCAACUGUGAGAACGGACUGUGCGUGUGUCCGCUGCUGUGUACAACCGUGUAUGAGCCAGUGUGUGGCUCAGACGGGCGCACCUACCGUAAUGAGUGUGAGCUGAGGAAGUACUCAUGUGCUGAACACCGAAUGAUCACAAUGGAGUCAAUGGACGAGUGUGAUGACUCCAUAUCAGGUUCUGGAGGAAGUGGCGACUUCAUAGACGAUGACACUGAGGUGGACUUAGUGGUAACGGUGACACCAACAAAAAAACCCACAGACUGUAACGAGAACAACUGCGUCAAGUUUGGGGGGUCCUGUAUUCUAGAUGGCACCAAACUCAUCUGUUCCUGCAGCUUCCAGUGUGAGGCAAAAAGGCAGCCAGUGUGUGGGUCAGAUGGGCGCAUGCAUGGCAACAACUGCACCAUGUUGCAGACUUCAUGCCACAGGAAAAUGAUCAUCACAGAAAAACCUUUGGAUGAGUGUGAUGAAAUUGACAGUGAUGAGCCAUGUGAUGGCAAGCCAACAGUCAUGAACCCACUCACAAACAAGGACUACGACUGCAACCUUGAGCGCUGUCCAGUCCACAGCUACUGUCACACUGAAUUUGGCAAGUGCUGUAAGGAAGUCAUGGCACCAAUCACACACUGUAUUGAAACAGAAUUCAAAUGUUGUCAAGAUGGUGUCACACCUGCUAAAGGACCUAAUGGUGCAGGCUGCCCAGACGUGUGUGUGUGCAAUCCUUUUGGCUCCUACAGCCCAACCUGUGACCCAAAGACUAAGCAGUGCACCUGUAAACCUGGAGUAGGUGGCAAAAAAUGUGACAGGUGUGAGACUGGGUACUGGGGACUUCACAAGAUUGCUGAUUCAGGGAACGCAGGAUGUAUACCCUGUAGCUGUAGCAAGUUUGGUUCCUACCGUGAUGACUGUGAUCAAAUGACUGGCAGAUGUAUGUGUAAAUCUCACAUUAUGGGCAUGAAAUGUGACAGGUGUUUCAAUGGAAAAUUACUGGGACCUGAUGGCUGCAGAGGAAGAAAAGACAUAGAUGAUGUCAUCCCACAAAGCUGCUCAGAGGCCAACUGUCAGUACGGGGCCACGUGUAGGGCCGACUCUGACGGCUCGCUGGGCUGUUUCUGUGACCAGAAGUGCGACACCCACAGCCAACCCUCUGACACAGUGUGUGGGUCAGAUGGUCAGACGUUUGGCUCUCGCUGUCAGCUGGAGUACUACGCCUGUCGGCUGAAGAUGGAUAUUGUUGUCAUCAACUCAGGACCCUGCAGAGGGCUUCCACCCAUGCCAGUUACAACUGUGUCUCCUGUGAACAAGUCUAGAAAAACAACACGCCACAUUGAAAACAAAGAAGACAACAAAACACAAAAUUGCACAGGAAGUGUGAUAGACAAUUUGUGCCUGUCUAACAUAGACUGCUGCCCUGAACACAGCCACUGCAAAAAUGGGCUGUGUUAUUGUAUGGAUGGAUACGUGCCUUCUGACAACAAUCAGCAGUGUCAUGAACUAGUGAAAGAAAAAGCAACCAAAAUGCCAGACACCAGCAUCAACCCGUGCAGCAACAACCCAUGUCAUGCAGGCACAUGUUUGCUGGAUGACAGCCUGGGAUACAGGUGUGCCUGUCCACUAGGGAAAUCUGGUCCAUUGUGUAACAGAGACAUCAAGUUCUACGAGCCAUCCUUCAGCGGCGUCUCAUACCUUGAGCUGCGACGCAUUGAUAAAGCCACCCAAGACACCAGAAUAGAAAUCAUCUUCACCUCCACCAACGACAACGGCAUCCUGCUCUUCAAUGCUAAAAAUAGAGAUGGCAGCGGGGACUUUAUUUCACUGGCGGUCAUUGACGGUUUUGUUGAAUUCAGGUUUGAUCUGGGUGCUGGCCCCGCCACCAUAAAGAGCCGAGACAAAAUCGAGCGAGGCAAGCCUCACCAUGUGGCGGCUCGCAGGAUCAAGGAGGUGGGCCACCUCAUCGUAGACAAGGGUGACCCUGUCGUUGGGAACGCCCCCUCGACCUUGACCUCUCUGGAACUCAAUGACCCACUUUAUCUUGGAUUUGUCCCAAAUGCUACAAAAGAGGUGUAUGAUAAGAUUGGUGUGAGACUGGGUCUAGUGGGCUGUAUCAGCUCCCUGCGUGCUGGAAGUCAGGAUGACCUGGUGUAUGAUAAGAUUGGUGUGAGACUGGGUCUAGUGGGCUGUAUCAGCUCCCUGCGUGCUGGAAGUCAGGAUGACCUGUACACUUACAACCUGGCGUACACGGAAGGUUUCAGUGACAUCAAAUCUGGCGUGGACAUCAACUCAUGUGUCAACAACCCCUGUAAAGAUAUCCCAUGUGAAAAUGGGGGCACCUGCCGUGUCAUUGACUCACUCCUUUACGAAUGCCAUUGUAGGGAAGGAUACAAAGGCAGGAAGUGUGAGAUAACCAUCAACCCCUGUGCCAGCCAGCCCUGUGAGUAUGGCGGCAGCUGUGUGCCUAUGACGAGCGUGGAAGGCUUCUUCUGCCAGUGUGCCCACGGACGUGAAGGGACCAGAUGUGAAAGAGAAUCAAAACCAGAGGAGGUGUAUGUAUCCCAGUUUAUUGGAGACUCCUACAUGGAACUUCCUGUAGAAGAAAAGCUGUCCAGCUACCUGUCCAUUGAGAUCUGGUUCAUGGCCAACAAGCCCAGUGGUCUGUUGCUGCUGAUCACACAGAACACUAGCGCUGGUGUGGGGGACUUUGUCGCUCUCUACCUGGAGGAGAAAAACCUGGUGUUUGCCUUCAACCUGGGCAGUGGGAUAGGGAGGAUUGAAAGUAAAAAACAUGUACACCUGGACAAAUGGCAUAACGUCACCAUCUCAUUGUCUGGACGCUCUGGACAAAUGAGUAUAGACAAGCACCCCCCUCUCUUUGGUGAAGCACAGUUCACCGAUAAUGUGGGACCAUCAUCCAUGCUGAACAUAGACAACAGAUCUUUGUUUCUUGGAGGCUUUAAUAAAGAAACUGAUGUCCCUGUUAAAUUGCGUCCUCAAACUGGCUUUACUGGAGCUAUACAAAGAAUCAUUAUCAAUGGGCGAACUGUUGUUGGUCUCAUGUCAACAGCCACAACCAUGCGUCAUAUUUCCCCAUACAAUGGGCCCCCUUGUAAUGUGAACCCAUGCUUGAAUGGUGGGGCAUGUGUACCCAAACUGUACAACUAUGAAUGCAGGUGCCCUAAAGCUUACAUUGGGGAAAAAUGUGAAACACCUUAUGAUCAUAGAGAUGCCGAUGAGGCUGUGCAAUUUGAUGGCUCAACUUUCCUGAAUUUUGCAAAUGAAAUCGUGAGAAAACAAGAAGGUCAGCAGUCCAACAGAUUUACUGUGACAUUCCGCACCACAGUGCCAGACGGCAUCCUGCUCCUACAGCAAGGUGGGGAAAAUGUCAUCUCCGACUACCUGAGCUUGGCCGUGGCCAGGGGCAAGGUGGAGUUGUCCUACAACCUGGGCAAGCAGACGGCCAGCAAGCUCCACGUGAUUAGGUCCACCGUUGAUGUGGCUGAUGGGCAGUGGCAUACCGUGGAGGCAGUGAGGCAACAGAGAGAAGGCUCUCUCAAAGUGGACUAUGAAGAACCUGUAUUAGGCAGCUCAGAACAAGGGACACAACAACUAGACACUGAUGGGAAUCUAUGGGUGGGUGGAAAGAAUAGCCUGCCCUUGGGUCUGCCCACAAUGAGUAAUUUUAAAGGCUGCAUUAAAUCUGUGGAGGUGAAUGGUCAGCAGCUUCACCUGGUCAGGGAUCGUAACGGCCAAAGUAGCAACAUUGUACUCUGUACAUAAUAUGAAUUAUAUUUUAUUAAUGUAAAGUAACUAUUCCAAUUAUUAUGUAUAUCAGGUCUGAAUUUAUAAUUUAAUAUUUCUAUGUAUUGAAAAAAUAAUAAUUGCAAAAUGUAUGUUUUGAGUUAAAAAAAAACGUUUUUUAAAAAUAUAUAACAGAAAAAGUGCUUACCUGGCUAAUUAAUGUUUUGAAAUGUUGGAUACAAGUGAAGUGACUUGCAUUAUACUGUGUUUUAAUCACUGAGUAUCAAGGUCCAUAACCCACAUACUUGUGUACAAUGAUUUAACCUCUAUAGGCAUGCACCUCCCUCACAUAAAGGGCUUACAUAAUAGCGAAUUUCAUAGCAGGGUGUAUUGUUACACUAUUUUAUCUUUAUCCCCAUUUAUGAGACGUUCACUUUUUUUUUAUUAUCCCAUAACACAAUUGUUUGCUCAUUAAAAAUUGGAAACAAAUUUAACAAACUCAUCUUGUAUAUGUUAUUGUUAUCUUGUAUUGGACUUAAUGCUUGUGUAGAUAGGCCCAGCUGUGUUAGACCCCCCUCCCCCCAAAUCUUUGUCCUAUUUGUUGUAAGAAUAUAAACACUUAUUGUGAUGGUGGAAGUUUACCAUAGACCUGAUGUAACCUUAGAGUGUUUGUGAUGUAAAUAGAAUAUUCAAUUUUGGUGAUUGGUUCAGGGGAAGUAACUAGCACCUGAGUGAUGCCCCUUCCCUUUUUUUUUUACUCCCCAUUAAUGUUCCAAUUCAUGCCUUACUUAACCAAUCACAAUCUCCAUAACACUGUGUAAUUAAUACACACUUUAUUGCCUACACCUGUUUCAUUCCAUUUUUUAAAGUUUAAAAUGUUUCUGCAUUUUUUUUUAAGUUGUGGCUAAUUUUUGUAACUCUUUUAAUUUUAUUCUAUUCUAAAAAAAAAUCUUUCUCUUUCAACGUUUUGCUUUAAAUAACUGUUUUCACAUUUUUGUGUUUGCACUCAAUUAAAACAAUUGUAGCUGAAUUACAUGUUUCUGUAAUGCAUUGUUUUAAUAUGAACUAUACAAUCUACAAUCCUGGGCCAGUUACUUAAAAAUUAUGUCCACAAUCUUAACCCCUUAACGGCGACUGUCGCUAAAGCGUGACAUACCAAUGUAUUGCUUUCCAUUCUUUCCAUCACUCAGACCUGUCUUGUAAUAUCACCACCGCCAACCCUGACUCAGAGAUGCAUUUGUAGCCUCCUUUCAUCUCUCAGAGCCCUAGGCUAACAUGCCGGUUCCAAUUCCUACAAGUCUAUCAAUGUUAUAAUUUCAACCCUGCAAAUCCAGUUCCUAGAUAUCUAUCAGAAUGUUAAAAUCACC
Physella acuta is the source of this 6506-nucleotide messenger RNA. RefSeq names its product agrin. The record is from RefSeq and is a predicted model, not a curated record. Gene Ontology annotation, molecular function: calcium ion binding; protein binding. Lineage: Eukaryota; Metazoa; Mollusca; Gastropoda; Physidae. Gene Ontology annotation, cellular component: extracellular region. Gene Ontology annotation, biological process: multicellular organism development; cell differentiation.